Fonsecaea erecta is the source of this 1188-nucleotide messenger RNA. RefSeq lists its product as hypothetical. The record is from RefSeq and is a predicted model, not a curated record. NCBI's taxonomy places the organism in Eukaryota, Fungi, Ascomycota, Eurotiomycetes, Chaetothyriales, Herpotrichiellaceae. Gene Ontology annotation, molecular function: rRNA small subunit aminocarboxypropyltransferase activity. The transcript has 2 exons. Gene Ontology annotation, biological process: maturation of SSU-rRNA. The coding region runs from base 1 to 1188 and encodes 395 amino acids.
AUGGUCCGCCAUAAGAAAGACGGGGCCUCUUCCAAGUCCAAAAAAUUCUCCACCAGAUCGCGGCACACCCCUCGCGCCACACGAGAAGGGGGCGACGAUGAUGCCCCUCCUGAACGUCUGCCUUUCAAAGCAGCAUGCUGGGAUUUCGGUCAUUGCGAUGCAAAACGCUGCAGCGGCAAGAGACUCAUGCACUUUGGUAUGAUGCGAGAGCUGGCGGUGGGUCAGAAGUUCCCUGGAGUGGUCAUAUCGCCCAACGCGAAGCAGCUCUUGUCACCGGCAGAUCGAGAAUUACUCGAACAGCACGGCGCCGCGGUGGUGGAAUGUUCGUGGGUCAGGGUGCAAGAAGUUCCCUUCUCACGGAUAGGCGGGAAAUGCGAGCGGCUUCUGCCCUAUCUUGUGGCCGCCAACCCCGUCAACUAUGGGAGGCCAUGGAGACUAAAUUGUGUCGAAGCCCUGGCAGCCUGCUUUUGCAUUUGCGGGCAUGACGACUGGGCCGAGAUCAUUUUACAGCAUUUCCCCUACGGCAAACCGUUUCUCGAAAUCAACUCCCAGCUCUUCAAGCGGUACGCCGCCUGUGAGAAUGAAGAGGAGAUGAAGAAGGCCGAAGAGAGGUGGCUCGCCAAGCUGGAGAAAGAAUACGCCGAUAGUCGACUCAACAAGGAUGCCGCUGGCGGAGAAGAUGACUGGGCCGGUGGGAAUAUGAACAGGAGAGAGGUAUAUGAAUCUGACGACGAAGACGGCGAGGGAGAUCAAGACUCAGAUGAUGAUGCAGAUAAUGAGCACGGCCCCCUCCAGCAAGGCGUAUCAUUGGAACUGCCCCCUGAGGAAGAAGAUGAGGACGAAGAGGCAGAGAUGGCUGAGAUCCGCCGUAAGAUCCUCGCCUCCAAGCCAUUCACCGACAAUUUCCCUGCAGAACCACCAAAAAAGGCACCCCAGCCGGGUAUCAGCAAAAGCGAUACAAAGACACCACUUCCAUCGGAAGAACAGGCACAGCCGCCUCUACAGCUUGUUGACUCAGACGCAGAGUCAGGCUCUGCCGAGGACGACUACGAUGACUUUGAUCAAAUCGCAAACGCGACGCCAGUAACUGACCGCACAGGGAUAGUGGCACGUGAGAGACAGAAGAAGCUCGAACAAGCAAGUGCAUCGUUCUCCCGUACGCAGCUCUCUGCACCAAAGAGGUGGUAA